Cylicocyclus nassatus is the source of this 1149-nucleotide messenger RNA. The record is from the annotation of a GenBank genome assembly. Lineage: Eukaryota; Metazoa; Nematoda; Chromadorea; Rhabditida; Strongylidae.
AGUUAUGGCAGAAAGUACAAGUCUCAUGUUUGACGUCGCAUACGACCUUCUUGAUGAUUUCCUGCUCGAGUUCCAUCGAUGGGGUGAUCUUCCAGCCGAUGUUAAGCUUCACAUCUUAAAAUACCUCACAUUUCCAACACUAAGAGGCAUCAUGUUUCUAAGUAAGGAAUGCUACGACUUGGUACGCAAAAUAAAACCGAAGGUUGACAUACAACUUGAAGAUGCGGCAUUUUCAGCUUCCACGAAACAGCGUAAACUCGCAAAAAAUCACGGUGUGGAGUUACACAUAUACUGGCGCAAACCUGGAGCGGAAUUUGUACAUGAUUAUCCAUUGGUUUUUGUCAAGGACAGUGAAGAGGGAUGCUGCGUGCAGAGGCUAAUAUUUGAAAAAGGAAAGCUUUGCAAGCGACCAGGCACAAGAUACAGCUCAAACACCACUACUGCAGCAACAAAAGCUAUGUUCUGGCUCUCCAAAGUUUUGAAUAUUCAAGCAACGACCGUUUCAAUGCCUUCACCAAAUGCGAAUUUGCGGGCUGUUUUAGCCGAACAAUCAUCUUCGCAGAAGAUAGCCAAGGAAAAUUUUACCGUCAUUACCGACAACGAACCCUUGGUCACCGUUGAUUUUCUGAGGUUUUUGAAACGUGGAUGCGGAGUAUCUGUCGUCAUGAAAAAUGGAUCUACCGAACUCUUCCGCGGUGUUGAGUUAUUUGACCAUGAAAUUUUUCAAUGCGCUCGAAAGAUCACGUUUCACGGCUGGAAAGCAGAGUUGAAAGAUGAUCAGCUUAUUAACCUUGCAGCAGAAGAAAUUUGCAUCACCUCGCCUUAUAUCACAUCUGGAGCUAUAAAUAAACUUAUUUUGGAAUGGCUGGACGGAAAGCGUAGAAUCAGCUCCAUACGGUUGGGCGAGAUGCAAACUUUGGAUUUGAAAAUCAUAUUGCGUAAUGUUGAUCCGACAGCAAUUAUGCUUUGGGAGGACUUCGUAAAAUUAACAUCCUACCAUUGGUCUUGGCACUUUGGAAUAACGCCCGUUUCCGUUAUCAAAGGACCCCAAGGCUUUCUCAUCUUACGAACGGACAAGGAUACUAACAGUUGCCAUCUAGUUGAUUAUGCCUAUCUGACCUCGUGAAGCAAAUAUGAUUUAUUCUAUUU